This is a messenger RNA of Andrographis paniculata, 2122 nucleotides long. Its product is annotated as primary amine oxidase 1. Gene Ontology annotation, biological process: amine metabolic process. NCBI's taxonomy places the organism in Eukaryota, Viridiplantae, Streptophyta, Magnoliopsida, Lamiales, Acanthaceae. The transcript is spliced from 3 exons. Bases 16 to 1980 code for a protein of 654 amino acids. The record is from RefSeq and is a predicted model, not a curated record. Gene Ontology annotation, molecular function: copper ion binding; primary methylamine oxidase activity; quinone binding.
UCACAUACUUCCAAAAUGGAACUUUCCCUAUCCAUUCUCUUUGCAAUGUUCAUUCUUUUAAUUUCCCCAAAAACACAAUGCUAUUCUCAUCCCUUAGAUCCUCUUACCCCUAAGGAGAUCAACAAAAUCAAACUUACAAUCAAGAACUCCAAAUAUGCCUCAUUUGCCAAUCUAACUUUCCAUUUUCUUGAUCUUGAAGAGCCCAAUAAACACCUUGUCCUAAAAUGGCUGUCGGCUCCGGCGAGGCGUGUCGAUCCGGUCCCUUCCCGACGAGCCAUUGUGGUGGUUCGAGUGAACGACGAGACCCGUGAAUUUAUCGUCAACUUGAUCCACGGUUCGAUCGUAUCGGAUAAAGUCCAUUCGGGCCAUGGCUACCCGCCAUUCACAUUCGUCGAGCUUCUCCGCGCCAGCCGCCUCCCGUUUGCGGAUUCUCGGUUUCAAGAUUCGAUUUUUCAACGCGGGCUGAACUUGUCUGAAGUCACAUGUCUCCCUCUUACAACAGGUUGGUUUGGUGAGGCUGCGGGAAGAAGAGUUGUAAGAGUUACAUGUUUUUACAGAGGAGGGACUUCUAACAUUUGGGCAAGGCCUAUUGAAGGAAUAAGUUUGUCGAUCGACGUCGAGGCGUUACGGGUGAUCGAGUACAUUGACAGGUCGAAAACGCCGCUGCCGAAAAUCGAAGGUACAGAGUUUCGAGGGCGAAAUCUUAACGAGGGUUCGUGUAACAGAAACGGGACGAACGUAAUCGUCGCGGGGCAUGAAGUUCGAUGGUCGAAUUGGCGCUUCCACGUCGGGUUCGACGCGAGAGCGGGGAUGAUUAUAUCGACAGCUUCGAUUUACGAUUCGACGAAACGGGAAUUCCGGUCCGUGCUCUAUCGAGGGCAUGUGUCCGAGACAUUCGUGCCGUAUAUGGAUCCGACGCCCGAUUGGUACUACCGAACUUUCAUGGAUGUCGGGGAAUUUGGAUUCGGACGGUCCGCAAAUUCUCUUGUCCCCCUUAUGGAUUGUCCUAAAAAUGCCGUGUACAUGAACGGAUACAUGGCCGGCGCAGACGGGGAAGCGCAAGAAGUCCCGCGGGCGAUAUGCAUUUUCGAGACAUGCCCCGGAAAGAUCGCGUGGAGGCAUACGGAGAUCGGUACGCCGGGCAAAGUUGUAAUAAGUGGCGAGCCGGAGAUCAACCUCGUUGUAAGAAUGGUGGCGACCGUCGGGAACUACGACUACAUACUCGAUUGGGAGUUCAAGAAGAGCGGUUUGAUCAACGUUGGCGUAGGUUUAACCGGUGUACUAGAAAUGAAAGCUACAGAAUACAACAAAACCGAUCAAAUAAAAACUAAGGACAUCUACGGUACACUUGUAGCCGAAAAUACCAUAGCCGGGAACCACGAUCACUUUCUAACAUACUACCUAGACCUCGACACGGAUGGACCGGACAAUUCACUAGUUAAGACAACGCUAAAGCGUGUCCUAACAAAGAAUCCCGGCGACUCGCCUAGGAAGAGCUUUUGGACCGUUGUUAAGGAAACGGUUGAAAGAGAAGGCGAGGCAAGGUUUCGGGUAGGAGAGGAGCCGGCGGAGCUGCUGAUAAGUAAUCCUAAGAAGAAAACAAAGCUCGGGAAUGUUGUAAGUUAUAAGGUUGUCCCUGGCAGGGCAGCGACGUCACUGCUGGCCGGGGAUGACUAUCCGCAGAUAAGAUGUUCUUACACAAAAUAUCAAAUUUGGGUGACAUGUUAUAACAGGACGGAGAGGUGGGCCGGAGGGUUUUACGCCGACCGGAGCCGGGGCGACGACGGCUUGGCCGUUUGGAGCCGCAGGAAUCGGGAGAUAGUGAAUAAAGACUUGGUAGUGUGGUAUAGUGUGGGGUUUCAUCACAAUCCCGUGCAAGAAGACUUCCCGGUGAUGCCAACUUUGUACGACGGUUUCGAGCUUAAGCCAACAAAUUUCUUCGAGAGGAAUCCAUUGUUGUCUGAAUUGAAUCCUUUAUAAUAAUCACUUCACUAAGUUCGUUUUUUUUGUUGUUUGGGUUCAUGGGAUAUCGAUGAUCAUUAAUUUAUGUUGUAAUAACAAAAGUUUGUAUGAAGAAAACCCCAAUGGAUAAAAUGUCCUAAGAGGAGAGUUGUGGUUGAAA